Molecule: messenger RNA, 576 nt
Organism: Lathyrus sativus (Indian pea)
Lineage: Eukaryota; Viridiplantae; Streptophyta; Magnoliopsida; Fabales; Fabaceae
Source: the annotation of a GenBank genome assembly
AUGGCGUGGGAAGAUGGCAGGGGUUUCUAUAUAUGGCUGUUGCAAUUUAUAUGCCUCUUAGGCCUUCUUGUUCUUGGCCUAUGGCUAUCCUUGCGACCGAAUAACCCCUCCUUCUCCAUCACGUUAGUCUCCAUAGAUUGUCUAUCAGAUCAAAACGACACAAUCUUUUAUACCCUUGAAAUCGAUAACCCAAACAAGGACUCAAGCAUUUACUAUGACGACAUAAUAUUGAGUUUCCUAUUCGGGCAGCCAGAAGACAAAGUGGGAGAGACAACUAUAGGUUCAUUUCAUCAAGGAACCAAUAAGAACCGCAUUGUAUCUGGCGUUAUUACUGGCAAACCUGGACCAUUCAAACCUCUCUUCAAGGCCAUAUCAAACGCAACCGCAGAGUUGAAGGCUUCCCUUAUGACAAGAUAUCGAUGCAAGACAUGGGGAAUUAAAAGCAAGUUUCAUAAAUUACACUUGAAUGGUAUUCUGCCAAUUGAUUCUGAUGGUAAGCUUUCACGUAAAAAGAAAAAGUACCCACUUAGUCGUAAUUCCAAAAAAUUGGGAAGGUCCAAAGUAAAGAAGCACUGA